AUGCCGGGAAAACUAGGACAAAAGAUCUUAAAGACCUUCGGGAUCGACCACCCACACCACCCCCCCCCGAAUCAGCCACCGCCGCAGCAGCCGCCAACAGACCAUGGAGCUCGCCUACCCGGGAACCGCGUCAUCGAAAACGAUGAGCGCCUGCUGGCUGCCAUCCCCAACGGCACAUACGCAAGACUGGCCCGCAUGAGCGACGGCAGCCUCCUCGGGUCCUUCACCCGCUUCGAGGGCAACCAGCGCCUGCUCCGGGUGACGCGCAGCACCGACGGCGGCCGCACCUUCGAGCCCUGGGGCGAGGUCACCCGGGCCGCGGGCGACUGCGACAACCUGUUCCUGCUGGAGAUCGCGCCCGGGACGGUGCUGGGGGCCUUCCGCAACCACGACAUGAAGCCCGGCGGCGGCUUCACCCACUUCCGCAUCACCGUCUGCCGCUCCACCGACGGCGGGCGGAACUGGUCCUACCUGUCGCAGGCGGCCGAGAAGAACCCGCCCAUGGGCAUCUGGGAGCCCUUCAUGCGCAUGGGCCGCCAGGGCGAGGUGCAACUCUACUACUCGGAAGAGUUCGCCCCGGAGAACCAGUGCACCAUGCUGGUGCGGUCGUUCGACGGCGGCGCUACGUGGACCCCGCCGCAGUGUCUAGGUGGCGAGCGCGACAACUACCGCGACGGCAUGACGAGCAUCGCUGUGGCGCACGAUCGCGGCCGCGAGGUGCUCGUGCUCGUCUUCGAGACCACCACCCACCGCGCCUUCAGCAUCGAGAGUAUGCUCUCCUACGACGACGGCCAGACCUGGGGCUGGCGCCACGAGGUCUACCGCUCGCACAAGUCUGGCCGCCACGCCGGCUCCCCCGGUAUCGCUACCUUCGCUGACGGUUCCCUGGCCGUUGUCUUCAUGACGGAUGAGGACUGGCCCAAUCCGCACUGGCAUCACAACGCCUCUAUCAAGGUGCUGUUUGGCGGGCCCCCGCAGGAUGGCCGCAUCUUCUGGACACGGCCCACUGUCCUCUGCCCUGAGGCUAGCCACUGGCCGGGCAUCCAGGCCGUCGACGGCCAUACCCUUCUGGGAACAUAUGAGUGCGGAGGCGCCCCCAAGGCGAAGGCCAUUACCCUGGACAUGCAACAGGAACAGUCGGGUUGA
This is a messenger RNA of Aspergillus campestris IBT 28561, 1146 nucleotides long. Its product is annotated as sialidase family protein. The transcript has a single exon. The record is from RefSeq and is a predicted model, not a curated record. The coding region runs from base 1 to 1146 and encodes 381 amino acids. Lineage: Eukaryota; Fungi; Ascomycota; Eurotiomycetes; Eurotiales; Aspergillaceae.